AUGGCGGUUGCGCCUCCUCUGGUCUACGUAGACCAAGGCGUGUCCAUGGUUAGGAAGAAGGACUCGACAGGCUUCUCUCGCGACGUGUGCGCUAUUCUGCUCAUAGCGAACAUAACACGCUGUUUCUUCUGGCUCGGCAACCGGUUCGAGUUGGCUCUCCUCGUGCAAUCCAUACUCAUGAUCCUGGCACAACUUGCCUUGUUGUACAUCUGCAUCCGCUUCCGUCCCGCCAUUAGUCCCGAGAACAUCGGGAUGUCGACGCGGCCCUUUGGGUUCUGGCAGUGGCCGACCUAUUCUCGCUACGUCGAGUUCCUGGCUGGUUACAUGUCAGUCCCCCUUCGAUCCGAGCUCGUCGGACUGGGCUUAAUGAACGCCGACUUACCGAUCACCGUUCUUCGUUAUGUCGUAGCUUGUGCUCGGCCAUCCUUUUCCUGA
This is a messenger RNA of Punctularia strigosozonata HHB-11173 SS5, 435 nucleotides long. RefSeq lists its product as uncharacterized. The record is from RefSeq and is a predicted model, not a curated record. Bases 1 to 435 code for a protein of 144 amino acids. Lineage: Eukaryota; Fungi; Basidiomycota; Agaricomycetes; Corticiales; Punctulariaceae. Gene Ontology annotation, cellular component: endosome; trans-Golgi network. Gene Ontology annotation, biological process: retrograde transport, endosome to Golgi; phospholipid translocation. The transcript is spliced from 4 exons.